Molecule: messenger RNA, 1128 nt
Organism: Stegodyphus dumicola
Lineage: Eukaryota; Metazoa; Arthropoda; Arachnida; Araneae; Eresidae
Gene: Nt5c
Product: 5' nucleotidase C
Molecular function (GO): 5'-nucleotidase activity
Source: RefSeq, a predicted model, not a curated record
AUGUUUUUUAAUUCAGUGUAUCGAACCUGUGCGUUUCUGUCGAAUCGUGUACAUGUAGGGAAAACUGUUUUGCAACGUUCCCAAAAUCAUUUUAAAGGAAAUGUAGUACAGUGUACAAGAUAUGCUGGAAACAAAGCAUCCGGAAAAGAUAACUUAUUAGAGAAGUAUUAUAUUGCCAAGCAAGCAUAUGAAGCUGAACUUCCUCCUCCUGAUGUAAAUCCCUUUGGUGUAUUUGCAAACAAUGAAUUGGAUCUAUCAGAUAUCAGUGUAUAUGGCUUUGAUUAUGAUUACACCCUGGCUGUUUACAAAGAGUCUCUCCAUUACCUGAUAUAUGAUUUAGGAAGAGACUGGUUGAUUAAUAAAUUUAAAUAUCCUUCGGAAAUUCGGCAGCUGGAUUACCAGCCUGGGUUUGCGAUACGUGGACUCCAUUAUGAUAUGCAAAAGGGUGUUUUAAUGAAGAUUGAUUCUUUUCAUCAGAUACAGUUUGAAAGUGUAUACAGAGGAAUGACUCCUUUAAGCAAGGAAGAAGUUAUUUCUAUUUAUGGUGGUUCUUAUAUACCUCAAGAAAUGAUAAGAGGCUCUAGUACUGAAUUUACUAGAAUGAAGCAAUUAAAUGACUUGUUUUCUGUGCCAGAAAUAUGUCUUCUGUCUAAUGUCACCGAAUACUUUGAAUCAAAAAACAUUGCUUAUCAUCCUGAAAUUCUAUCUUAUGAUAUACAGAAUGCUGUUCAAAGUAUACAUCCUGUGAUGCACAAGAUGUUAGAUGAAAAUACAAUUGGUAUGUCUAUUUUUAUUUUGUUGUUAUGUUAUUGUUAAUUUGUAGUUAAUUUUAUUAACAAUACCUUUUUCUUUUCUUUUUUAAAAUAAUUAAUAUGCAUUUCCAAAAUCAGAUUUUGAAAAAUUGUUUUAUAUUUGGAAUGCACUGGAUUCACACUGUUGGACAUAAAAUAUAUUUAGUGUUUUUUGUACUGAAUGGCAUUUGAAUUUAAUAAGUGUUAAAGUUGAAAAAUACACUUCAUGUAAACAUGUGGUGCUGAAUGGCAAAACAUUUAAUGACAUUUCAGAAACUGUAGGAAAUUUAUUUGAGCUUCUAUCCAGAAUUCAGUCAAGGAUUUUUGUGGAAACUUA